Perca fluviatilis (European perch) is the source of this 675-nucleotide messenger RNA. RefSeq lists its product as uncharacterized. The coding region runs from base 1 to 675 and encodes 224 amino acids. The transcript is spliced from 3 exons. The record is from RefSeq and is a predicted model, not a curated record. Lineage: Eukaryota; Metazoa; Chordata; Actinopteri; Perciformes; Percidae.
AUGAUUUCGGUGGUGUGUGGUCUUCACAUACCUCCACCUGUGUGUGUGUCCAUCGUCCUUCUCCUUGGCUGUGUCUCCCCGGUUCUGGAGGAGGAGAUCUGGCGUCUGCAGGAGGAAAACGAGCGGAAGGAGGAAACCAUCGUGGAGCUGAGAGAGAGGGAGGAGAGGAUGAAAGGGAGGGAGGAGGAGCUGAGGAAACGAGAGGAGGAGGUGAAGGAACUGAAGAAGGAGCUGCAGGAACUCACAGAUGUCUCCGGGUGUCCCAACUGUGACUCUGUGUUUUCGUCUCUGGAGUCGGAGCAGAGAGAAACCUCCCGACUGAUGAAGGAGAACAAAGCUCUGGUCAACGGCAUCUUCCAGCUCCAGACAGAGGUACAGACACCUCACGCUGCUCGCCACUCACGCUGCUCGCCACUCACGCUGCUCGCCACUCACGCUGCUCGCCACUCACGCUGCUCGCCACUCACGCUGCUCGCCACUCACGCUGCUCGCCACUCAGACUGCUCGCCACUUACACUGCUCGCCACUCACGCUGCUCGCCACUCACGCUGCUCGCCACUCACGCUGCUCGCCACUCACACUGCUCGCCACUCAGACUGCUCGCCACUCAGACUGCUCGCCACUCAGACUGCUCGCCACUCAGACUGCUCGCCACUUACACUGCUCGCCACUUAG